Molecule: messenger RNA, 2412 nt
Organism: Colletotrichum karsti
Lineage: Eukaryota; Fungi; Ascomycota; Sordariomycetes; Glomerellales; Glomerellaceae
Exons: 2
Coding region: 1-2412 (803 amino acids)
Biological process (GO): positive regulation of transcription by RNA polymerase II; DNA-templated transcription
Cellular component (GO): nucleus
Molecular function (GO): DNA-binding transcription factor activity, RNA polymerase II-specific; zinc ion binding; sequence-specific DNA binding
Source: RefSeq, a predicted model, not a curated record
AUGGACGUCUCCGAGUUCCAUCGUCCGCUCCCCGGCGGCCCAGCGAGCCCGGCCGCCCCCGAUGUCCAUCAUCGCUCGUCCUCGGCCGCCUCGGUCUCGACAAGCCCGCACGGAGGCGGCGGCAGCAGCAUCGGCGACACGCGGAAAAGAAGCUUCAGCUCGGUCGAUCACCAGUCUCCCCUCUCCGAUGAGCACCAUCACCUCUCCGGCGCCGCCGCCGCCGCCAACCGCCGCAAGUCGCAGAAGGUCAGCCGGGCUUGCGACUUUUGCAAACAGCGCAAGGCCAAGUGCAGCGGUACCAUCCCCUGCGACAAGUGCACGCGAAAGGGCCUCACUUGUGUCUACGAUGCCAAGUAUUCUCGCGGUAGACCACCAACGCCGCCUCCGUCAGCGGUCUGGUCUGCCGGCUCAACCGGAACCUCUCACCCUGGGCCCUCUUCCGGCUCCGAAGAGCCUCCUGUCAUGUAUCAAACGACGGAGACGGGUGGGAGAACAGUGUCUGCGCCGGUUCCGGUGCAGUCCUCGCUGCGCGGACAGGUUCGUGACAGUCAAGGCCCGGCGUCGAGGGCGUCGCCUGAGUUAGGCAUGGCGGAGAUCCAGGGCCAGGUGUUUGACCCGACCUCUGGUGUCACCUUCCUGCAUCGGGCAUGGAAGCGAUUGUCCAAGCAUGAUAGUAACAUCGUGCCCGACGACCUUAACGCGUCAACGGAGAACCAACCCCUCAUGCUGGCUGGCGACAAGCCCUUGCCUGCAAUUACCGAUGAAGACAUUGCCAACUUCUCGCUUCCUGACUCGAGAGAGCUUCGGGAGCUAUUGGCCAUGUAUUUUGAUGUUUGCAUCGCCACGUAUCGUGUGCUACAUCGGCCGUCGGUCGAGAGUUGGCUGAAAACGAUGGUCAGCAAUCUCGACCAGGGCAAACCCGUCUGGCACGACAUCGGCCGCGGCAAAGCAGCGAUAGUCCUCACAGCGCUUGCCGUCUCCACGGCUCAUAGCGAAAAGUCCAAAGGUUUUCACUCACCCGAAGACGAGAGGCUCUCCUUGGCACGGAGUGAUCGUCUGUUCUGCGUCGCUCUUCACUUGACAGACACCGAGACGGGCCUCCCGCGACUAGAGUCCGCGCAGUCCCGUCUCAUCCAGGUCCUCUAUCUUCUUACUACUUCACGUAUGAACCGCGCCUGGUACACCUUUGGAAACUGCUUGCAGAUUAUAUCGGCUCUUGGGAUGCAUCGCAAAGCUGCCAAGAAGCGGCAUUUGACGGCGGGGAACUCGGAUUACAUCCAGGCACAAUGUCGUGUUCGGACGUUCUGGACAGCAUACGUUCUCGACAAAUAUCUGGGCGUCAUAUUCGGCCGACCGCGCCAUUUCCAUGACGAUGAUAUCGAUCAAGACUACCCCGACAGGAUAGACGACGAGGACAUGACCGCGCAGGGCCCUAUUGAAAGAUUCGAAGAGCAUUCAGACUGUCAUAUUGAUGCUCUGAUAUGCCACGUCAAAAUUGCACAAAUCAUCGGGAACACAUCAAGAGAAGUGUAUUCCAUCAAAGCAAUCUCAGAACAAGAAAGGGUCGCCGCCGCACAUCGCUUCAGCGAAAAGAUUCACGAAUGGCGCGCGAGUUUACCACCACACCUGGGCUCUAUCCGGCCGUCAAUGCUCAUUCCCAGCUUCCGUCGUCAAGCAACUGUCUUGAAGCUUGCCUACUCACACGCAAUCAUGCAUGCAAACAGGCUGUUUCUCUUGGGCAACCUGAGCUCCGGCAGCGAGACGCAGAUCUUGGAGUGCAUCGGCGCGGCGAGAACGGUUCUCGAAACCGUCGACGGGAUGGCUGCCGAAGGGCCCAUCUUCCACGCGUUCUGGUGGACUCAGUAUGUCACGUUCUGCGCCUUGCUCGUGACGUACGUAUGGGACAUCCAACAGAAGCGCCGUGGCAUCGUGCUCGAAGCCGAGGGGAGCGCAAAGCACGCAAAGCUGAUGGACCUGGCCGAGCGUUGCCAAACCCAUCUCGCGCACGCAACGGCGUCGAACUCACCCAGUCGGCGGUAUGCCAUCAUUCUGGAAGAGUUCAGGACGGAGGGCCUCGGCCAGAUGUCACGGAAAAAUUACGGCGGACCCUCGCAGUCCUCUCGGACGACGGUUUCCAAAGCGGCUGCCGUCUCCACGGACACUCACGUACAGCCUUCUCAACCGCAAGGAAACGGAACGGCCCAUAUGGGCGGAUUCGAUUUCAACUCCGCAUACGCUGCCGGAUCCAGCACCGUCGAUCUGCUGGGCCAGGGAGAUGCAGAGCUGCUUGGCUCCAACUUGUUAGACGAAUGGCAGACGACGGAUUGGCUGGAACUGGACUCGUCAGCCUUCGGCCCCUACUUGGACAUUGACACGAAUCCAUACGCAUGGAUGCCGGAUAUAGGCGGUUGA